This is a messenger RNA of Trichobilharzia regenti, 422 nucleotides long. The record is from the annotation of a GenBank genome assembly. Lineage: Eukaryota; Metazoa; Platyhelminthes; Trematoda; Strigeidida; Schistosomatidae.
AAUUUAAGUCAGGUUUAAAAGGUUACUAGGAUCAAGUUUGUGACCUUUAUCAGUGCUGCGUUGACCGAUAGAUGACAUGGGAAAUAUAUUUCCAGUACUACGUGAAUUUAUUUCUUCUCGCAGCGAUUCGCAGAUGUGUUCCGUUGACCUGUGCAAUAGACGAAGACGAGUCCACUCUGUACACAUGUUACUGAAUGCAUCUAUAAAUAUAAAUAAAGUUACAUGCAACACCACCGUCACUAUACUGUCAGGCUAUACUGUAAAACAGAAGCUUCGUCACUCACACAAAGCGAAGCCAGAACAACAAAUACACACAUUAUCUAUCUGUCAUAAAGGUGAAAAUGAGGCCUUGAGGAUGCAUAAGUCCUUUUUGACUGUGGUCAUUUAGUGCCAACCAGAGAGAUUUAGAGCGAUGUUUAGAC